Molecule: messenger RNA, 5234 nt
Organism: Budorcas taxicolor (takin)
Lineage: Eukaryota; Metazoa; Chordata; Mammalia; Artiodactyla; Bovidae
Gene: KNOP1
Product: lysine rich nucleolar protein 1
Exons: 6
Coding region: 71-1531 (486 amino acids)
Source: RefSeq, a predicted model, not a curated record
GUCGACAUUGACUUCCGGGUCACGGCGGCGCGGGCUCUCACGUGGAGGCGGGGAACCUUGGCCUUUGGGAAUGAUCACUAAGGCUCACAAAGGAGAGGUGGGCCUUGGGCUCCCAGAGAAAAAGAAGAAGAAGAAAAAGAAAGUGGUUAAAGAGCCAGAGACUCAAUACUCCGUUUUAAACAGUGACAAUUAUUUCGCAGAGGUUUGUCCAAGAGCCACACCACCCUUGAAGGAUGUGAUCCAAGAGCAGGCACCCAGAAUGCCUCUUGUGAAGAAAAAGAAGAAAAAGAAGGGUCACAGCACCAUCUGUGAGGAGCACCUUGAACCUGAGAUCACAUUACGUGCUGGACGGACUGAGUGGUCACGCAGCCCCAGGACGCAGGCGCUUGGUCUGUCUGAGUCCCUCAGUGCAGAGAAGAAGAAGAGGAAGUCCAUGUCCCCUGGCUCAAGGGUGAAGACCUCUCCAGACCCCAGACAGGACGAGGAAGUGACCAGAGUUGGCAAGAAGCUCAAAAAACACAAGAAGGAGAAAAAGGCCAAGGAAGCUACAGCCUUCUCAGGCAGGGAUCCUUGGUUCUGCGAGUCUGGGAAUGCAUUAUAUACUCGCUCAGCUGGGAAGGAUGGCGUCCAGGAGCAGGCAGCCUCGGGACAGAAGCAGAAGCAAGGGAGUCCCAGGGAACACAGCGUGAAGAUGAAGAAAAAGAAGAAGAACAAAAUCCACUGGGAGGGAGAUCCCCCUCUGGGGCGCCCUGAGUGCUCCUGGCCCCUGGAGAGCAGCCCUACGAAAGGAAGUAAGAAGAAGGCAGUCAGAGUUGAAGCUCCAGAAUACAUCCCCAUAGGAGAUGGCCCCAGGGCCUCUGUGAAGAAGAAAGUGAAGUCCAAGAAAAGGGUGGAGCAGGCAGACGCGGAGGAGCCAGCUCUGAAGAGGAAGAAGAAGAAGAAGAGGCAGGAGAGCGAAGUAGCAGAGGAGCCUUGGGAAGAGGGUCCUGCAAGGGGCUGCACAAGGCAAGGACACCGUGUGGGAGCUGAGACCUGUGAGGGGCCGGGGCCGUCUGUGGCCGGGGAGCAGCAGGAGCCCGACACGGACUUGGAGGUGGUGUUGGAAAAGAAGGGCAACAUGGACGAGGCACAUAUAGAUAAGGUGAGGCGAAAAGCCUUGCAAGAAGAGAUUGAUCGUGAGUCGGGUAAAACGGAAGCUUCUGACACCAAGAAGUGGACAGGAACCCAGUUUGGCCAGUGGGAUACUGCUGAUUUUGAGAAUGAGGAAAAGAAACUAAAAUUUCUCAAACUCAUGGGUGGCUUUAAGAAUCUGUCCCCUUCCUUCAGUCGCCCCUCUCCCACGGUGGCCAGGCCCAACAUGGCUCUCAGCAAGAAGGCGGCCGACACCCUGCAGCGGAAGCUGCAGCAGGACUACGACCGGGCCCUGAGCUGGAAGCACAGCCGAGGGGCCGGCCUCGGCUUCUCCACCGCCCCGGCCAGAGUCUUUUAUAUUGACAGGAACGCAUCCAAGUCAAUCAAGUUUGAAGAUUAAACUCUGCUGUCUCGUCCCCCAAAACACCCAACGUUGCUUUUAUUGUUCUAUCAGGCAGAUGAAAGCCAUAGGACAGUUGUCUUGAAUCGAACUCCUGCGAAGAUUAAGGACAACUGUGUUGAUGCUUGGACAGACUGGGGUGAGGGCAGUUCCUUUCAAGACCCAGGAGAAGGUGUUGAGUGGCUGCUGUUUUGUGUGUGACGCUUCCAUUCCUGUUGAAGACAGUAUAACUAGCAGUAGCUCACACUUACCGAGUGCUUCCUGUGUGCCAGGCACUUACAUGUCUCCCCUGCAUUCAUGUAUUUAAUCGUCAGGAUUCGGAAACAGGUGCUAUUAUUAUCCUCAUCUUAGGAAAUGGGGUUCUGGGAUGAGGAAACUGGGGAUUAGGGAUAAAGUAAUAAUAUUGCCUUGGGUCACUCAAUAAGUGCCAAGUGUACUUUUGUGCCCCAAGGCCUGUGUCAACUAUUCACUACACUGAAUGUCCCCUCUAGGGAAUUUCACCCAAAGUACUCAUUGGGAUUAAAAUCUUUUGAUUGAAGAAACAGAGGCAUAUUACAUGUCUACAUCUCAAACAGGAAGUGGGAUUAAUGUAUAUGGGCAAGAGCAAGCUUGUUCCCCUCCCCCUUGUUGGAGUAGCCACAAGCAGAGAGCAUUCCCACCAAACAGAUGUGGCUGAGCUGCCUCUGCCGCUGGGAAACUUGUUUCUAAACCCAUCAUGCCUUCUGCAGUCUGUGUUCCUUCCAUCCCCAGGGCUGUGCUGGGAUUUAAUCUUCCUGCUUUAACUGGAUUCUGAGCAAGGCAUUUAAGAGAGCAAUUGGCUAAUCCACAUGCACGAAUGGCACGUUCAUUCCCAGGGACGUGUUUAUUGGAUUCUUUCCAACCACAAGGAAGAGAAUCCUAAGUGACUUCCAUAGCGGAGGUCGAAUGUCAGGAGGCACAGAGAUGGUGACAGGGCGCUGCCUCAUCAGCCUGGGAACAGUGUUUCCAAAGCCUUGAUGCUGCAGCCAGCCUCACAAACUCCCGGUACCGCCCUCCCAAGUGACAUGUGACUACCUGCUCUCCAUUCAGCUAACAUUGUGCUUCCCAGAAUGUAAGUUCUGCAUGGGCCUUUUUCACACCACUUGGCUUGAACUCCCCCGCCAGACAUGCUAUCUCAGCCAGGAAAUUCAGUCUCACAUGGAAGGGGGAGUCCUGUGUAGGGAGUUGAUUCAGCUUCCCAUGAAGGAAACAAAUGCUUCCUCUCUGCUCUACCAUCCUACCCUGGCUUUAUCAGCUUCUUGGAAAGAUGGCUGUAGCAAUUCCAUGCAGCAAAUCAAGACACUGGACCAUUCCAGAGGGAGAAGAGAAAGCUGCUUAUGGUUCAAGGAAACUUCCAGAAGCCAUUUUGUCAUAACUCAUUGCCCAGCAUUGGGUGCCCAGCGUUGCCCGUCCAUUCUUGAGCCAGCCUGGCAUGUAGAGGGAAAUUUUCAGGCCAGUCAGGGAGACAGGUUCAGAUGCUGGCAAGGUGAGUGUGGGUCCACUACUGCCCCAGCGGGCAGAGAGGAGGCCGGUCUGCCUGGGCCCUGGCCAGCAACCAUUGGCCAGGUCUAGAGUCCCGCAUACCUGUGAUGGCCGUGAUUCUGGUGGGCCACCUCCCUCAGAACCUGAACGUGGCCCUCCAUGGAUUCAAUCUUGAGAUACAUAACAGAAGGGGCCUACACGGUAAGGUUCUGCAUUGAGUUAGCUCUUCAGGGCAUGUCCUCUUCCGACAGGGGUGGUCUUGAUUCACCCUACAGGAACUUGGCCCAGUGUGAAAGGACCAACCACGUCUCUGAUCCCUGUGUCUUGCUGAGAGCUCACAUCACAGUUUGGGCCUGCAUGGCUGUCAGGAAGGACCAUGCUCACCCAUGUACUGUGUGAUUCUGGAGAGUGGAUGAGCAGUUGUCCCCCACCUGUCCCCAUCAUGGUCCUUCUCGUUAGGGGUGUGAUGGUCAGGCCAUGCCCCUCUUGCCGUUCAGUGUGUACAGUCUCUCUGUGAUAGGAUUUGACUUUCUAGCACACUGUGGCUGAAGAGUUCCACUUGGCUUGGGAAGUUUAUUAGCCUGUUCCUGAAGCAGGGUCUAAGCAGAGAAGGUUGGACAGCCAAGACGGCAGGAUGCCAGGUGUCCUCAGAUUGAACUUAGCCUUGUCUCGGCUGCUCUCGUAGGUGCAGACCAUGCUGCUCUAGUGACGGCUCCAGCUCUGAGGUUAACUGGACCUCUCUGUCCUUUUGUAAACUGAACACUGUCUUGAGUCACCCCUCUCCACUUUGCCCCAUGUCCUGGGUCCUCCUCAAGCUUUCUGCAAGGUUUUUUUUUUGGUGUGAUUUUCCAUGUUCAUUUGUUGAUUCUGUGUAGCACACAGCCUGUCUCCACUGGAACAAAGCAGUUUUUGGAUUUUUUACUCAGAAUCUGGGAGAGGUGGGUGGGGGUGUCUGGUAUGUAAGCACAGCCAAGGUUUUAGUUGAAUAUAUAACCACCCUGUUCUCAAGCACGUUGGCCUUUUCUCCCUUGGGGAUUUCUCACAGACUGACCCUCCUAUGUAUGGCAAGGGCCUUCCCUCCUUACAAUUGCCUUUAUCCAGCUGUUCCCCAAACCUCAGGAUUCUUAACCACUUUAUUCCUUGAGGUGAUUUCCUGUUUCCCACUAAGUUCCUCCCUGAGGCCACCCUUCUGCAUCUAGAUUGGCCCAUCAAAAGUAUUUGCCGGAUUAGAGUUCUUCCCUUAAAAAUUGUGUUUAGCUCUACAAACAGAACUGUUCAGGUUCUAUGCAUUCCCCCAACCCCCCGCCCAUCCCAGUCCUCAUUGGAACCUGUUAAUAUGUUGUGAUAAAACAACAGGAGUUUAAGGUAGCAGAUGGAAUUAAGGUUGCUAAUCAGUAGUAUGAUUUGACUGGGUCUACCCAGAUAAUCCAGGAUUAAAAGUAUCAACAGAAGACACAGACAGAAGACUCAAAAGAGAUUUGUAAGAGACACUCAACAAGCUGUCACUAGUUUGAAGACGAAGGAACCCCAUGCCAAGGCAUGUGGGCGGCCUCUAGAAGCUGGGAAAGGCAAAAAAAAAAAAAAACGAUUCUCCCUAAAGACUCCAGAAGAAUGCAUCCCGGCCAACACCUUCAUUUUGAAGGAAAAGCCACUGGACUUCAGACCAGUAGAGCUGUAAGGUGAUAAAACUGACAUUUUAAACCCCUAAGUGUGGCAGUUUAAAGCAGCAAUAAAUUAAUACAGGUUUCACGCAGAAGUUUUCAUUUUUACCUUAUUUCCUAAAAAUUUUCUUUUUCUUCUGGUUCCAUCAUUCUUCACAAUUGUAGACCUCACGCCAUGUAGGCCACAGUCUUCAGAGACUGGCUAAUUUAGUUAACAGGCUGGGGAACCCACACGAGAACACUGAAAAUCUCAGCUUUCACCUGGGCCAGGGUGAUGCGUGAAUCAGAAGCUGCUUUGGUGUAACGUAUCCCUGACCUAAUGUGAAAGUCCAAGUCCAGGUUAAUGGAAGAGCAAUAGAAAUUUAGGCUUGACUCGGGCUUGGGCACUGAUGCCAUCUGGUGUAUAUAGACUCAAAAUAGAAGAAAUGACUUAAAAGUGCAUAAUUUGAGUUUGCCAAUUGAUUUUUCAUUUGAACAAUAUCAUAUGGUAAAAGUGGUAUAGGAAAUGAUUUUAAUGGAAUAAUCUUGUGUAAUAAAGGCCA